Xyrichtys novacula (pearly razorfish) is the source of this 28504-nucleotide messenger RNA. The record is from the annotation of a GenBank genome assembly. NCBI's taxonomy places the organism in Eukaryota, Metazoa, Chordata, Actinopteri, Labriformes, Labridae.
AUGGCGACCAUGGACGGUGUUUUCAUAUUCAUUGGAUGGGCAAUCAGCAUAUUUUAUGUGAGCGUGCCCAGGGUUUUUAUGUGUCUCCUCUGUGCCUGUGAGCUGUCUAUGGCAGGUGCAGGAGUAGGUUUAUAAUAUGGAUGUGCCCAGGGUCAUUUCUGUGCCAGACAAAGGAUGUGAAUAUAGUUGUCACACUGCUGCCAUUUGCUAAUGCAUUUAUUACAUAUCUGUACAUUUUUUGUUACAGGUUUUGGCUUUUUAUCCACAUUACAUUGUGUUCAAAAUAACUAAGAGGUUGGAUUUAUGUCUUGAAUUUGAGUUGGAAAGUUGUGAAGCAUUUCUGCAGCUGUAGAAACCGUUUCAUUCAGAUUAACUGAGCCGAAAUAUGGAGCUAUUUUCAUCCUCCCAGUGCAGCACGGCCAUGUGAAUCUUCAUGUGUGUCUCUGUCUAUGCAUGCAUGUUUUGUCUCUGCGAUUAACGGCUAGCCAGUGAGGCCACUACAUCACGUUGAUGAAAGGGGAACAAUAGCUGUGUCUCAGUCAACAACGUCUGUCUGCCUGGCUUGGGCCAUGUUGUCUCUCUUUUCCUCUGUGUGUGUGUGUGUGCGUGUCUCCUGGACAUGAACUUGAACUUGAGACAGGCAGCCAGACACCAUCUGUGCACCAGGGGUAAUGAAUUCAGUGCAUUCAUGGCUGUGGAGCAAGCCAGGCCACCACCACCCAUUGAUGAGCAGAUGACCCCUAUAGUCUGAGUUAGCUCUUCAUCACUAAUAGAAUUCAACAAUACCAGCUGGUAGGAGUAGAGGAGUUUGUUUUGGUUGAGAAACACGAAGAGUGGUGCGCAGCUGACAUGCAUGCGUGCAGAAUACGUGCCCGCAUGCAUGCGUCUGUAUGUGUGUUAGUGUUAGAGAGCAUAAAUGCAUGUAUCCCUGCAUGUUUACCUUCCGUUGGGGUUAUCUUUGUCUCACCCUAUAGCUUAUGCAAAUUAACCGGCAUGCACCCUUCCCCUUCCUAUUAAACCACUUGGCUUCUUUCUUUUUUUUUAACAACACAGCCAUACUGAAUUUACUGCCUUGAUAAUUGAAAGGGCUGGCUCAGUAGUCCCCUCUGAUAAAAGGUAGUAAGUGAAUGAGGCAUAAACCUUAAACAAGCAAGGCACAAUGUGAAUUCCUACAGGCCCUCCUCCUCCUCCUCCUCCUCCUCCUCCUCCUCCUCUUCCUCCUCCACCUCCUCCUCUUCUUCCUCCAGCCCGAGCUUCUGUCACAAUCACAGGCACCCAUAUACGCACACGCAUGCGCACACACAAUAAGGCUUUUCCCUCUGGUUGGUGUCGCCACGGCAACGGUAGGUGAGAUCACCGUGCGCAUGGCAGCAUCAGCCCCUGCCAUUGCAGGACAGAUUCCUGGUUUCUGUGUGUGCGCGCAUGUCUGUGUGUUUUUGUGCAUGUGUGUGUCUGUGCAUGUACAGUGCUCUAUGCAAGAAACUAGAGUGCCACCCACUCCCUGUCUCCAUGGCUCAAUAUAGACACACAUUAUUCUGAUCAAAUGUUUCCUGUCAGGUAGUCGCAAGUGCAUUGGUCAAAUGAUGCAUACAUUUUUUCAGUAAAUUCAUAAAUUGAAGUUAUAGAGUUAACUAUAGUGGUAGUCUUUAUUUUAUGUAAAAAUUCAAACGAAGACUGAGACUGCACGCCGCUCUUUCAUGCAAAUACUGGCAAACACGCUCAAAAGGUGUCAUUGGCUCGCUCAAUGGUGUCAUUGGUGAUUAAGAGGCAUCCAAUCGACGUUCUUCCAUAACAGACCAGCCAGCCAUAACUUGCCAAUAAUCCUCUGAGGAAUGUCAUGGUUGGGCCUUUUUAAUGACAUCAUGCAUGGCCACUUGAGCGUCUUGUGGGGAGCAGCGGGCAUGCUGUGCUCUGCCACGCUGUACGGCCCUUCCCUUCAGCUAACUGCAUGGAUAUGCGCAACCAACAUGCUAGACAGGCUCCUCGUUUACUCAUGUACUGAUGUUAUAGAGCUUAAAGUGAUUAUCUGUAAAUGGCAGGUUUGUUUUUCCUCCUGAAUGAUGGGAUGUUUUCUGCUUUCCUGGCUCUGAAGUGAUUUUUAGCAGUUGUGACAAACAGAAUAAUGUGCAGCAAAUGUUUAAAGUCGAACUUGAGUAGUUUUACAUUCAAUCUAGACUUGGACUUUGGAGCUCAAAUUGAUGCCAGCAAAAACUGUCAUUGCAUUGAGAUCCUCCCAGACCAAUGUGUAAAACAGUGAGUCAGGAUAUUUACAAUUCUAAACUUGUAUUUAUCCUUUCUAUUGUCCAUCAAACUGAGAACUGCAGCAUAUGAGGGUGAUAGAAAAAAGCCAAACUGAUGUCUCAAAACUGCCACUGUUUACAUCUUUACUUUAGACUCUCUGUCUGCAUCUGUUUGCUUGUCUGCCACAUAACUCUUAUAUUCUCCAUUAUUUAAGGACAGAUUACUGUUGUGCAAAACUAGAAACUUCAAAAGGCAAAUAAAGGAAGGAGAGAGUCUUUGAGAUUGGUCGAAUAAUCAAACAGCAAACUCACUGUUUUGUUUAUAAGUGGAAGCAAUUCUUAAUUUUAUAUUUCAAACAUGAAAUCAAGCAGAUUUAAAUUCAUCUUCUAAUAUAAUUCGAAUGACAAAGAAGUCUUGGCCCAAUUUAUGGUGUAAACGUUGCUACUAUAGUUUGUUUAGUAUUAAUACACAAUAUACAUAUGGAUCUAAAACCUGAUCUAAAUGUCACAUUUAUAUGUCAUACACUUUGUCUCUGCGAUGUCAUGAUUAUUAUGGUAACAGUCAGUAGAAUGUACUGUAAGCUUUGUGGCUGCGAGAUUAGAUAUCAAUACACGGGCAGCAUCAGUGCACAAUAAGACUGUGUGCAUAAAUGCUAUUUUGGCUCCACAUGUCUAAAGCUGGCUGCAGCCUGUCCUCCAGGAUAUCUGUGCUCCACUGGCUUUUGAUUAUGCAAAUGCUAUGCACUAUAAAUAAAUUAGUAUAAUUGCAUCUGAAAUAUGCUUUGAAUCUUCCUCGAAGAUGAAAGGGUGUAAAUAAUACAUCUCAUGUCACUGCAUUAUUCAUCCCCGAUUAAUUACAAACAUCGGGGCGCUCUUACCAUAUGCUGUAGUCUACUUUUUAAGCGGUCUGCAUGUUGUUUUUUUUUUGUAAAAAAUUUAGUGUGUGUACAUCCAUGAUCUUUAAAUAUCAAGACACCCAUUUAUGAAUUAAUGCUGACUGUCUCUUUCUGCUUUCCCUCCAUUUAGUUUCUCUUCAUAAUCACAAAUCAUUGUUUCCUACAUCUUAAGCAGCUUUUUUUACGUGUGAUGAGAAAUCAUCAUUUUAAAAAGCUUUGACGUAUGCAAAACAAUAUGUUAUAUCCGCUGUCUACGCACCCGUAUUCGUGUCCCUUUUCAUAUUAUGCAUAAGCACGCCUGUAUUAUGAAUCAUUGCAUAAAAGGGGGAGGGGCUUCAGGCUGCAUUAAGUAAGCAUAAAUACUGUAGAGGUACAGCCAAUACAAUUAAAAUAUACCCGUCUUUGCGCGCUUUGUAAAGCAUAUGGUACUGAGGCCUCGAUGCAAUUUGAAUACGGGAGACCAUUUGAAAAAUAUAUGCUGGUCGGCAAUUAAAUUAUAUGGGCUCUCGGACUGGAAAGCCCGUACCAGCGCGUAUAGAAUAGUGAGCAGUGGUUGCUACGCUCGCAUUAGCAUCUGGCCCUUUUAUGUAAAUUUGAUGAGAAAGGACUCAUGCAUAUACGCUUGGGCUGGGGUGUACUCGCCUAAUAUCCUUAUUAGAGAGGGGUGAAUUAAAUAUUUAUUAGGGGGGCGAAGGGUUAGGAAGGGGGGCCUGUCCUGUGUUGUCGUGAGGACCCGAGGUGGAAGAAGAAGGGGGAAAGGGAGGAGGAGGUUGGCUUUCUCUAUGAGUGUCUCUCUCUGCCUCAAGGUGCCACCAUCUUAAGGCGUUUGGCAGUAGUGAGAGUGUGAGGAGGGUAGACCUAAAAUGUCCGCUGGCAUAGACACACGCACGCAUACACAUUAACGCAUACAAAUUUCAGCGCGGUGUGUGGACAGGAACACGGGGCUCUGGAAGUCAAUUAUUCACUUACUGUCAUCGGGCUGCUAUGCAUGCUGAGCGUUUCAUUUCCAUGUAUUAAUUCCUCGAUUACUUUCACCUAUGAGAGAUCGGCCUGUGUUUGGCUUUCGGUUGAAGGCCGUUUAUUUGGUAUGAGUGCUAACAGUAACACCGAGGUUCACCAGAAACAAACCGGCGUUCAUUAGUAAUUUAAGAAUCUCAUUAAGCCGGCUCUUUUUAUUUUCAGCCCACGACACGACAUUUGUAGGCCGGCUUUUUUAGAGCAUGGUUAUGAUUGGACACAAAGCAUUCCCACUUAAAAAUGAACCAAAUACCCACAUUUUUAUCUUCAUACACAGUGCUGAACAGGUCACUAAAUCCUUAACUUGCUUUUAUUUUCCUUCAAAGCUCCUCGUUUUAAAGUUGCACAUAUCAUAAAUAUGAAAGUCUAAAUAUUUCACAUGCAACAAUGAUAUCAGUUUACAGCCUUUAGAGAAAAAAACAGUGUCUCUUAGUGGCUCAAAAACUUGCUUUUAUAUACGAUGAUACCUUUUUUUAAAUCUUACAGGAAAAACUACAAUACAAGUGCUACAGAGCAGGAAAAGGAAGUCGGCACCAGUGUUUCCAAUUUAUGUAAAUCAGGGCUAUACAGUUUCUCCCUCAUUUUCUGUCUCUUUCUAUCUUACACACACACACACACACACACACACACACACACACACUAACACACACACACACACACAAACGUACACCAUAGCUGACCUCCUCUAUCUGUUAAUUAUCAUAAAUGUGCUUAGUGAGCUGGCACACACGCUUGCACGUACACACACACACCCACAAGUACAGCACACAAACACACAUUGUUCAGUGAGAUACAGACACAGCAUUAGCAUUCCUUUCAUCCUGAAGUGCUCCUGAGGCAGAGCAUGAAGAAGAAUGUGCAGGAAAUUAUUCAAGAUGAAUUAUAACACACAUCAUCCCCAUUUUUUUUGGGCAGUGACACACACACACAUGCACACACAGAUAUCUGCGGUUCAGUUGGGGGAUAUAAUAUGUCGUCAUAUGUAUUGUUACAAUUAGAGUUUGGGGUUCAGUUGGUGGCUGUUCUGCACAUCUACUGUAUACGUCUCUCGCUGUGUGUGUGUGUGUGUCAUCAUCGGCUCGCAGUGUGUUGUUUAUGAGUAGAUUUUACGACCAUGUGAGCUGUUUGUCCUUCUAUAGUAAGCAUGUUACAUGCAUAUAUGUAUGUUAAGUAUCAGCUGUUUCCCUUCACUCCAUUCCCGUUUCCUCUGAUGAGUGGUACACCCCGGCGUGCUGCCAAAGAAGUGCGAAUAAUUAAGCGUGUGCGUGUUUGAGCCAAGUGUUGGCUAAUGGAUUGUUACCGGGAGGAAAUGAGACAGGCAGCAUGGGGGAGCUAGGUGGCAAAGCAGACCUCGACUUUGGAUAAUGAAACACUAGAAGCCACCGGGGUGAAGAGUAGACACACCUCUCGUGAAGGAAAUGCUUUUGUUCUACGACUUCUUCUUUUUGUCACAUAAGCAGGUGCAAUUGGCGAGGAGUCGCACAACACAGCUCUGCUUUAAUAAAAGAUAUAUGUCGUUUUUCCAAUUUUCCAAUUCUAACAGUGUGGUUCAAAUCUGAGCAAGUCACUGAGUUAUAUUUCUUUUUUUUUUCACUCUAAAAACGAUCCUGGUAUUGUCCCAUCACUCGUCUAACGCCUGUGUGUAAACGUAUACAUAUGCAAUUCGCAUUAAAUUUAUCAUCACCUGCAUACACACAGAGGUUGUUUCUUGGCACUGCUGUUGCCAACCCCUACCCCCCACCCACCCUCCCUACACACACACACACAUGCAGGCUGGAAGCAGAGUAGAGCCGGGGAAGAGGGGGGUGGAGGGAGAUAGAGAAGCAGGAGGGAGAUGGGAUGAGACAAGCCACACAAGCCGCAAAGGGAACGGGGCUGAGGGUGGAGGGGGAGAGCUGUAUAGUUACCCUAAAACCUGCCGUAGGGCUAAAAAUCACACACAUGUUCACACACACACACACACACAUACACACACUGGUUUACCACACAACCACGAAACACGCUCAGAAGAGUGUAAAACAGGACACAGGGGAGUAAGAGAAUAUGCCUGGUGUUAAGAUAUCCUAAUUGUUUUUAUUACUCCUCCUUUGUACUCCUUAAGUGUUCAUUGAUUUUUAGGGUUCAGUUUCUCUCCCUUUUUUCCAGGAUCUUUGAUUUCCAUGUAUUUUUUAACAUUCCUGUGGUGAAUUAAAAACAGAAAUAAAAAAAUAAAUAUCUUAAUAAGAAGGAUUUUGUGUGUCGUCUGUUAUUACGUCGUGCUGUGCAGCUUUCUGACAGUGCGUGUUUGUGGUUAGUGUGUGUGUGUGUGUGAGGCAGAGAGAAAGAGAGAGAGAGAUGGUGUAGGCUUUGACAUGGAGCUCUAAUAAAAUGUGGCAUCUGUCAGUUUGAUAUUGACAUGCCAGAAGAAGCUCACGAUCACUUGGGAACACAGGAGGAAAGAAAGAAACUACAGUGAGCACUUUAUAUAGCUGUAUAUUGUAAGUUGUCUUUUAAGGCAGUCAGGAGGCCUCCAUUUCUCACAUGCUAAUAAAACUAAACCCUUAAGACUUAAAAACAAUCUAUGCAAUCCCACACAAGAGUCAAGAAAUUCCUUAAAAUUCACAAGGUGCACUUUUGCAACUGAAACAACUUUGAAAAUCUGUUUAGGUUUGACAUUUGAAAGGCCGAGAGCUAUACAGCUAUAAGAAACAAAGAUAAACAAGAAACAAAACAAAGGAGAUCCAAAUUCUUUCACAAUCCAUCCGAGUUCAUCGGCAUGUCGCUGUGCAAGGGGAAAAAUUGGUCUCAAACCAACCAUAGUCUGCUGUAAUUUAUAACGGUUACCUCUGACCUCUAAUAGACUUGUCCUUUAGCCUUGACAUUCGACCUUUGACCUCUUCACUCCAGCGAGAGGAGGGCUCAGGUCAAGGGGUGGUCAAGUUCAACGACGUGGCAGCUGAAUCAGCAUUAGCAUGAACAAAAAUUAGCCUGAAAAACACACGACCUGGACGAAAAUUUAAAUAAAUAGGUUGUCAAUUCUUUAAGUGUCUGGAUGCCAAUAAAACUACAGAGGGAAAUAGUGUUUUAUAAAAAAUUUAAAGGAUGAAACGACACAUUGCCUAUGACCUUCAAAUGAUCUGUAAACCAGGCCUUCAUGUGCCAAAAAGGUCCCAAGUUUGACUCCUGUAUUUGUGGCAGAGAGUCGAGGUUGAGACGACAUUUGCACAAAGUUAUUGCCAAUUUGAAUCCCUGCCAGUAAACGCGGCUUUUGUAAAUGCUACCCCUGUUUCCUUCUCUUAGCGUGUGUUUUCUCUCCUUCCUUCUUUUUUAGAGGGAACAUGUUAAUUGUGAUUUGUUCAAUAUGAGAGAUUCAACACGUAAAGGUUACCUCCUGUAUUCACUCUCUUGGUGUGUCUUUGUGUCUCUUUUUGCUGCAGUGAUGGGAGAGGGAAGCUGUGCAGAACUGCAGGCAGCAGAAGGCAGAGGUCAACAUGAAAUCUCAGGGAUUUUGCUCACAUAUGGACCCACAUGAGGUAGGCUUUGGUUAAUAAAUGAAAUGCAUUUUUGUCUGUGUGAGUAUUGGGAAAAGCCUACAUUAAAUAAAUGUUAAGGUAUUUAGUUUUUGUGAGAUUUUUUGGAGUAUUUUUGUAGAAAUAUCAGUAGGUAAAGGUGUAUAAAUUGUAUUCUGUAUGUUAAAUAAUACUCACUCGGCUCUGACUUUCUGUCUUGACAUAUUUUUCGGAUAUUUUUUGGAAUAAGUUAAAUAUAAUGUACUCAUAGUUUGGUCAAAUCCAGCCAAAUUUCUUCGUUGGCAGAGGUUUUAGCCGAAUGUUUUCCUCCUCUGUGUCUCUGCUGAUGUGUGAGUCCGUGUCCAUGUGUGUCUGUUUGCCUGCAGCAAAGUUAGCCAGUGUGUGCGUUGGAUAAAGGCAUAGAUGUUAGUAGUGGUCCAGAGGACACAGUAAACAGAAUAACAGUGGUUUGAAGGCAGCUCAGGCGAUGUGAUCGUGGGCAAUAUCAAAUCCCAUGACCCAUCUUUUUGCCCUGUGGUCCAUACCAAAGACAAGAAACACAGGGGAAACAGAGGUUACUGUUCAGCAUCACAACAACACAAAACACACAAAAACUACAGUAGCUACAACAAGGAAGUGAUUUUGAAAAUUCUGCACUAGCCAUUGUAACCCACACAGCAAUCCUAAUUGGCCUCAGCCCUUACAUUGUUUGCGAUGCGUGCAGAACAUCUUGCUCUAUCAAUUAGACCUUCAGCCAUUAUUAGAUGUGACAUUUGAUGUUAUUGAAGAUGGACAAACAUUUUAAUGAGCUGCGCUUGUUCUCGCAGCAAGGAAAAUAUUCAUGUUAUCAGCUGGCUGCAGCAACUGAUCAUGAUCUGUGCUUUCUGUAGUUCAACUUUGACCCCAAUUUUCCUAUGAAGACAACUAAAGACCUGAAGUGUUGUAAAGAUUUGGAAUAUUAGGUGCCAAACUGUAAACAACUGGCUGAAAUAAUGGACAUCUAUCUCUAUCAUGCUCGAUAGAAUAUAGGGGUGGGAAUCACUAGUAGCCCCACAAUGUGAUAUUAUCACGAUACUUGAGCCACGAUACGAUAUUAUCACGAUACAAUAAUUUCAUGAUACUUGGACCACGAUACAAUAUUAUCACGAUACUUGGGCCUCGAUAUGAUAUUAUCACAAUACUUAGGCCACAAUACGAUAUUAUCACGAUACUUGGGCCACGAUACGAUAUUAUCACGAUACUUGGGCCACGAUACGAUAUUAUCACGAUACUUGGGCCACGAUACGAUGUUAUCACGAUACUUGGGUCACGAUACGAUAUUAUCGUAAUACUUGGGCCAUGAUACGAUAUUAUUGUGAUUUUUAACAUCUUGCAAUACAGUGAAUAUUGCAAAAUGUACAAUACAUUGCGAUUCAUACAAUUUUUACAACAGUUAAGCUAAUUUAGCCUUUGUCUUUUCUUUAUGUUGGUGUUAUUUACACUGUAUUUUAUUUUCAUGUAGCACAUUCUGCAAACCUUAUAUAUGUUGCACCAACUUUCUCCUGCUCUAUGAUGUCCCCUCUGCCAACCUCACUGGACAAACAGUUGAUUUUAUUUUUCCAUUAUCAUAGAUUUGACUUCAGCAAUUAAUCUGAAAAAUCGAUACUUGGUAAAUGAGACAAUACGAUAUAUCACCAGACAAAAUAUUGCAAUACUGUAUGCUGUAUUAAUUUUUUCUCCCACCCCUAGUAGAAUAUAUACAGUAGCUCUCUUAGUAUGUCAUAAUUUGGCCCUUUAUGGACACUUUUGGUCCAAAGGAACAAUAAAAAUGGAAAUAUCUGAGUGAUUUUUUCAUGAUCUGAGUUAAGUAGGAUUCAAGUCAAAAGUUUAUUUCAUAGACAUGCUAAGACAGAAAAAAUAAGUGGCUGAAGAGAAGAGGUGGUAUGUCAGCGCCCAUGGGCCUCAAUGUGAGGUGGUGUUACCCAUCGUAAUUACUCCCAAUACUCUCACAUGUGGUGUACUUCUCAGAAAGGCCAAUUAGAAGGCCAGGGUGAAUCACGGGUGGAGAAAAUCAGUGUUCAACUCUGUUUCAAUCUCGGCUAUACCAUAGAGACGGUGUCUUAUAGGAAAGUCUGCUUAACAUUCCCACAAAUUACCUUUUUGUGUAUAUAGUUAAAACUUUUGCCACCAUAGCGCUGUUACAAAUGGAACAUCCUGCCACUUGAACUUUUGUAUUAUGUCUGUAAAUGUAUUAUUACUGGAAAAAAAACUCAACUUUGCAUUAUUUUUAGAGUUGUCAGGAUCACUCCUUUAACCAAGCCACAGAAAUUCAAGGGUUAAAAUGAAGCCAACCAUUUGUUAGAGAGAAAGAUGUGGGGGUUGCAGAGGUUUAAAUGCCGUCUACUCCGGUGAAAGGUAAUAAAGAGCAAACUUUUGUAUUAAAAAGAAAUCUCAAUUUCACUGGGAACUCUAACAAGAUACAGAAAAAUACCAGAUCUGUGAGGAGUCUUUGAGAGCUUUUUUCUACAUGUACUGAACUUUCAUCUCAAACAGACCUCACUCCCUCUGCUAAAAGCCCAGCCCUUAUAGUGCACUGGGGUCAUGACACCCCUAUAUGUGACUUUGCAUUAUUUAGUUCGAAAGGUAAAGCCUUUUUUUUUUCCUCUCUUUUUUUUUAAAGUUACAUCUAAAGCUCCACCAGUCAUUGCCUGUGUGAGGAAUAUGUCAGAGUCACAUUUUUUGAAGUUAAGAUAGGAGAACAGGAUAGCUUUUCAUCUUUACAGACAUAAUUUGACAACAUCAGGUAAUGUCACCUCUGCCUCCCUAAAUUCUCUCUUUUCAAAAAUGUAAAAUUUCUAAAUCAUUAUUAUUUCAAAAACUCUGAAUUUUUGCCUUAUUAGCAUUUGUUAAAUACCCCUCACACCUCUGUAAAAUACAGCAUUUUUCCCAUGCAGUAUAGCUCCUUUAGUUUGCACUGCUUCAUUUCCUAUGCUGUACUCAUCAUAAUCUAUCAGGCUUGCAUAUUUGGAGUACAGCUGCUCACUAUUAGGGCGCUGGCGGGAGUGAAUAUUUAUAAUGUGUAUAAUAACGCGAGUAUAAACCCUCUAGUGUUGUAGGCCGGCUUCUGUAGCAUCCGUGCUAGCCCACAGCGAUUAAUGAAGUCGUCUGCAUGAGCCUGCAUGAUUAAGGACUGCUCAAGUGUCAGUGGUGUGUGUGUGUGUACGAUGCUUGUCUGCACAGAUGAAACAACAACAGAGAACAAAAGAUGCCGACAUACAAGAAGGCUUUGCGUUGGGGUUCAUUCAGAAACAUCAAAUUAGAUAAUUUUGCAAAGCAGAGAGGGUAAAGCUAAUGUAAAGGUUUAGCUCUUUAUGAUCACAAAAUAUCCUACACCAUGAAGGCAACUAGGAGAGGGAAAAACACAUUAUUGAUGAAAAUACAGGAACAUAUGUGAGGGUCUUGUUUCUUUUACAAUGAUUUAGUUUCCAUCUAUAAUUCUCCUUUUUCCUAUUUGUCAAGUAAUUCCAUAUUUCAUGCUUGGAUGACAUCCUCCCUCCUGCUAUAUAUUGCAGAUGCUCAUGCCUCUUAGCGAUAGCACAAUAUGUCCUUUCCAUGGUUGCUCAAAAAUUCCACAAAUCUGCUACAUAUUCGUCUUUUCACCACUCGUCCUGAUGUAUUACAUUAUCAUCCACGUGCCACAGCAUCAGUCUGGUGUUUGUCAAAGUCUCGUCUUAUCACUUUAUAAUUAUACUGAAUAUAAAAAAAGUGCAGGUUUUUUAAAAUGUAAUAUCCAAGUAGCUUUUAGCGGGCUGUGUAAUAGCGCUGCAUAGGGAGGGUUUCUUCUGCAUCAUCAUACAGUCAGAACAAAGGAUAUGCACAUCGUAAAAAUCAUGCAAAUGAAUGCAAAUCGCUGGCAGCAAGGAACAGCGAGGUGGCAGGAGGGCUGUUUGUAUAAGCAGAGGGAUGCCAAGGACUUUGUAUACAACACUUGCUGGACAAUCUUCCUUUUAGUUGAGGCAGACAACUAAAAAAUACAUUGGUUUUGAAACAGAUUCUAAAUCUCUUUUCCACAGUGUUUGGCCUUAAAGUAAAGUGUGUUUAGAGUUUACAGCUCUGAUACAUCCUGGAUCCUGUUCACCAACCAUAUUUCCAACAAUAUGUAGAUUUGUCGCUCCUUUUUUUUUUUUUCUUUUUGCCGGGGCUUUAUUCCUCACGAAAAGCGGCAUUAUUUAAAAGGCUGUUAGAAAGCACAGUACAUGCAAAUGUGAUUCAUUGGCUGCAGCGUUGCAGUGGGUGUUGGUGUUGGGAUGAUGCAAUAUUUUGACCGCGCCGCCUCAGAGAAAUGCAGAGCAGAUAUUACUAACACCAACGCUAAUGAACGUCGCCUCUCUUCCUCACCUUCUCGCCCUCCCAGUUCAGAAUUCAACUUCAUCAAAUAUGUGACAUUUUCAUGAGCGCGUUCGGUGAGUGUUCACAUUAGGUAAUGACGAGCCAGAUCAGUCUGGGAGAAAAAGAAACACAGCACUAUUUUUCUUAUUUUGCUCGAAAUUGAAUUUGAUUUUAUCCAAUAACAUUUCAAAGACUGACACCUAAUUGCAGCAUCAGGGUUAUACUAACAGUGUAAAGUGCAAAAACACAAAAAUAAGUUAGUGUACUUCAUCCUAAAUUACUUAUCAAUUCCUUUCACUCAAAACAAAUCACAGCUUUCCAAAGAGUUUAGAAAUGUGAGCUUUAAAAUAUCCAAGUGUGUGUUUAAUCACAGGUAUAGUCACACACUUAUUCUAUUCAACGUCAAUUUGUAAAUUAACCAAAAGGUUAUGUUAAAUCCUCAUGAGUUAUUUUAAAUGAAAUGAGUACGUGCAGAAUCACUCCCUAUAAAUAAUGUCGAUACUAGAAUAGAGGUAUUCGAACGACACCACAUCCAAAGCUUCUGAGAGCCUUUUAUAUAAUAAGCAAUUUGUUUCAACUUGCAUACGAAUAAUCAUAUUCAAAUAAUGCCCCCCUCGAACAGACAACACACACACACACUCACACUCACACACACACACACAGUGCGACCAACCCGCAGACACAAUAUGGCAGGGGAAGAAAAGGGGGAGGGCACAGACAGACAUUCACAAUUGUGCAUAAUGAUGUUAACAUUCCUGCAUGUCUAAUGCCGGGGAUAUUGAGACAGACACUAGCUGGUCGGCGGUCUUGCUGUGUGUUGUGUGUUCCCGGGUAUAAACUGUAGCAGCGCAUAAUGAUGUAUUAAUUGUGGCCUGCUCUUGCUCGUGGUGUUUGGGCUCCAUGCCGAGGUUACCGUGGGCCUUUGAUGCCGUCGUUAAUCUUAUCAAGCAUAUGCAAGAUCACGCCGCACGUUAUUUUCUACACCGCUUGCAUGAAAUUGGAGGCACACGGUUAUCUGAGUAAAUGAAAAGACGGUUAUUUUUUGCUUUGUGCUAAAUUGCGACCAAUGGACGUGUUUAUUGUUUAGUUUGGAGUGAUUAACCUAGAUUUACAAAGCAGCUGAAAUAAGACAUUUCAGCAGAGGGAUAUAAGUGUGUAUCAGUGGUCAGGAUUUUUGAAUAUAGAUGCAAAAAUGGAAAAACGCCAUGGCAACAACGAUUCAAAACAUCCUUUUCAUUAUUUUUGUAUUCACAAGAAGCAGCUAGAAGCCUGUGCCUUAAUUUCAAACGCACGCACCAUCAAGUGAUCCUCCAAUGCUUUUUUACAUUUUUUUUCAACUUCCUCAAAAAUAGAGACACACAAAACUGGAAGGGGAGGGGAAGUGGAUAUGAAAAUGGAGCGCCGGCAUCAUAAAAGAUGGAAACAAAGAGGGACAGACAGCAUACACUGAAAAGGACAGGCAAAAGAUGAAGCUCAUUUUUCCGUGGGCACCCAGUGGCGUCUGCAUUGCAGAUCGCUGAAAUCCCCCUCGAAUGCGUCCCUGGGCUUAAGGGGGAUGGGGUGGGGAAGGGUGAACAAGGGAUGGGUUUAUGCUAUCUCUGCUUUAGUACACUUUGUUUUUUUUUACCCUCCCCCCACCGAAAUAUAUUUUUCUGUCUGCAUCAAAUGUCAAGUUAAUUUCCUGGGUGCUAUGAGGGAUGUGUCCUCCCCUUCCGUAUGUGUGGCAGGGCGGUGGAUUGUGGCAGGGUGGUGUGUGUGUGCCGGUGUGUUUUUUCUGUGAGUGUGUGUAUCUCUGUAUGGGUGAAUGGGGGGGAAAAGGAAAGGGGCAUGGCAAGGCAAAGGGAGAGGCGAGAGGUGGUGCAGGGGGGUUCAGUACAGUAUCUAUAAAUUGGCUCUCUCUGAAGUGAGCGAGAGAGGUGUGUUGAAAGUGUGCACGCAUAUGUAUGUGAGUGUGUGUGCGGUUGUGUAAGAAUAUGAUCCAAUUAUUAAUGGAUGCUUUUGUCAGUGUACCUAUGCCCAUGUCCCUGUACCUAUUUGUGCAUUCAUAUGUUCAGUUCUUUUGAAGGUUCACCUGAACUGAAAACAAAAAAAAGCAGAGGUUUUUGUUAUGACAAAGGAUGCCUAUGUUUCUUGAUGCUUCUAAACACAAGGAUAUGAAUGGAGAAAGAAAUUUGCUGCGGCUUUCAUUAGCUGUGCAAUUCGAAGCUUUGGAUAAGUUUGCGACAAUACUGAAAGCUCCAUACCAACCACUAACUAAGAGCAUAUUAUGUUAAACAUCCAUGCAUAUCAGUCCUUUUUAACCUUGUUGCUUGGCAAUAGCAGUCUCUGUGUCCUUCUGUCUCCUAAGGGUGGCCAUUUUUGAAAAAUCUAUUUAUCCACUCUUGUUUCAUUGUGUGAUUAUAUGCCUCUGAUAUCCUUUUUUAGACAAUACCUUACUUUUAUCCCUCAUUCCCCUUCAGUUACAAAUCUGUUUCUGUGUUGCUGUGCAACUUGUACACAGCUUUUAAAAAGCCAGAGCAUGAUCUUGGCUUUAUAUUUGUGUAUGAAAACACAUAUUUUUACUCUGCUUUCUCUACUGUCUUUAUGUAUCCAACUGAGCAUGUUCCUGCAUGCAUGACUGUGUGUGUAUGAUUAUCUGGGUGAUUUUCUGCGCUUUUGCAUGCAGCUGUUAAGCGUAUGAAGCUAAACUAUAUUUUGUAUUACGGAGUGUGAAAUGCCUUAUUGCAGAGAAAGGGAUUACACAUUUGUCAGUCGUGCUUACACUGAUGUAUGUUCCCGCUCCACAAAUGUCACAUCCCAUAACCCAGAAAAAUUACUCCAGUCCCACCUAAUUACGCAUAUUCAUGAUGCUGCUUUGCAUAGUGCUGUUAGCAUGCUUCUGUUACAAGCCGCAGAGCUGAGGGAUGUGGUUGAGUGAAAAGGCUUUCAAUCCACUGAUUCAGUGAGUCUCUGCCACAAGCGCCAGCUUCAUAAUGCUACCCCCAUGCUGAUUUUUUUAUGAUCUCAAACCAUUACAGAGGGGGAGUUUUCUCUUAUUUCUUACAGUCAGUCAAAUUUGCACCGCCUGCAGCACGUUCAAACCUAUUGGGAAUUUUUUAAUAAAGAAAUAAGCCUUGUCCCAGAUUAUGAAGGUCAUUUUGGAAUUAGAUUAGAUUCAACAAAAGGCUUUUUGGAAUACUUUGUCACUUGCACGUCGUUUCUGCUUACUUUCCAAACAGUAAAUGUUAUCCUAUUGGUUGCUGAUUUGGAAUCAAUUCUAGAUCAGAGGGCGACGGUGUAGCAGUAGAAGGUGGCACAGGCAGAGAAAGAGUGAAAAUAUCUCAAUAAAGUUGUGACCGUGAGAAGUAGAAAGACGGAAGUGUUGAAGAAGAUGGAGGGAGAGCAGAACGACAGAGGAGAGAGGAUGGGUGUUCGUGGCUGGCUCAGAGGCUCAUUGUCGCACUUGCGAAACAGACUUAAUCAGACUUGGCCCAGCUGUAAUGAAGGAGAGGUCCGGGCUGUGCCACUGCUUGGGUAAACAGCGAUUGUUUCAGUCCAGGGUUCCCAAACAUGGCCAACAAUGGUACUAUUGUCCCGCCAGCUCUUAUUAAGAGGCGAUCCAGAGAUGGGGUGAGGAGCAGAAGCGAGGAAAAAGGAGGUGGGUGAUAAGGGGGCAAAGAGAGGAAGCGAAGGGGGGCAAAAAAAGGAGAGAGUAGGAGCGAAUGGGAACCUGACAGGAACAGAGGAUGGAGUAGGAGGGGGUUUGGGGAAGACAAGAGAUGGAGGGAGAUGGGGGAUCCACUGAACUUUAUCUUUUUUUCCACAGUUGCAUUUUGGCAUCUUUUCAAACUUUCCUCCUUUUGUCUCCAUGUUCCUCUCUUCUACCUUUUAGUCCUUGUCUUUUCCUCCCAUCCUUCCUUCCUUCCUUCCUGCAGCAUCCUACCAGCCACCUACUCAAUUCCUUCCAUCUGUCCUUUGUUCCCCUUCUGCAUUCAGGAUGGUGAGGGAUGCUUUGGCUGUCAUACCACCUUUGCAUCACCUUUCCCAUCCAGUACCAGGGAGAGAAAAAGGAAGAAGAGUAGGGGGUGGAGGGGGGAGAAGAGGAGUGAGGAAGAAAAAGAGUAUUUGCAGGAAGGAAGGGGGGGCAAGAGGGAAAGGGGCAGAAGCAAGACAAAAAGGAAAAAGAUCACGCUGCUUCCUGGCUUAAUGAACGUGGGCAAAGGAUGAUCACAAUAGAAUACAUUAUGCUCUUGUUAGUAGAGGCAAUCAAUUAGCAAGGAGAGCACCACUGGCACACCAUCUUUCCCCGCUUGGGCACCGGCUCAUUCACAGCCCAAACGAGCGGCCCGUGGAAACCCCUCGCCUCGAGGUUUUUCCCACCCUCAAUACCCGGCGGCCACAAAAGCUUUGAAUGUGAAAGGAGGACAGCGUUGAAUUUGCAUUUCCGGCACAUUCAGUCCACAUUAGCUGAAAUAUUAGAAGGGUCCCACCACAAUCAAAGAUCCCAGCUCAGUGCAAGAGUGUGUGCGUAGCCCUAUUUAUUCUCGAUUAGUUAUAUCAAUAAAGCCUUGACGCUGAUUGGACGCACAAUGUGAAACUGUCCUCCUGCCACCUAAAGCUCGGUUCUCCACAAUGAGACUCAGACAUGACGACGUCUCCCUGACUGACACUGACAAUUGCCUACCAAAUUGUCACUCAGGUCCCAUCAGCAAUUCAUACAGCAGUUGGCUAAAAUUCCUUCAUCCUUUCCCCUCCAUGUUUUCUCCUCCUUUUUUUUUUUUUUUUUUUCGGUGUCAGAUAGAGGAAUGGCUCUAGAUAAUGGCAGCAAUCUAUAUUGUGAAAGAGGCAAGGAGUAGUUCUGCUUUAACACAGGCACAAAUCACCACUGUCUGGCUGAGGAUUCUAUAAAAGUGUAGGCGAUGAGUAGAAGAACACAGUGCUUUCAAUGAGGAACUCCGCUGUGAUUCGUGGUCCGGGGGUAUAGAGAUAGGAGAAACAAAGGGAAAUGAAGGAAAAUUGUAUUAAAGAGAAGGGAUGCAGGAUUUGUUUUCUGUGAAGACUGUUCUGACAAGUGGGUGGUCACAGUUUCAGUUCAAGAAAGGGUAGCUGAACAAUCGACAAAUAGAAAUUAAUAUGGUUGUGUGUCUCUGUUUAUUCGUUUUUAAGUCACAUUAUGCAAUGAAACGAAGCGCAAUCGACCCUCAUUAUGGUCAGAAGCGUGAUUACUCAUUAUUUAAAUUAGUUAUUCAUAUUUUUAUCAGUGUAGGUCCAACUGGUCAUAUUCUGUGGAGGAGCAACCGCCACCAGUCAGAGUUGUAGCUUGGGGUGAUGGCAACUAGGGACGCACCGAUCCCAUAUUUGGAUCGGAUAACGGCUCCGAUAUUGACGCUGAUCCAGCAUUCUGAUCCAGUCUUAUUCUUCUUUUAAUUAAUAUCAUACACAGCAAAACAGCGAUUCUGUUCGCUCUAUAUUCUAUGUUUGUCUAUCCUUUUGCACUAAAUGUUUACAUGGAAGUCUUACUUCUUUUUGCUGUGUGCUAAUAUGCAAUCUGUUAUUUGUUAAUAAAUAAUAUUAAGUAAAUUCAUAUCUGCGUUUAUUUGUUACCUUUUUUUAACAAGGCUAAUGUCAAGCCUGAUGCCUUUACUCACAGGGCAAGGUAUACAGUUCAUUCAUUCAACAGUAGUAUUGGAUCAGUAUCGGAUAUCAAUCGAUAUGCUCAGCCAAAGUAUCGGUAUCGGAUUAGAUCGGGAAAAAAAAUGGAUCAGUGCAUCUCUAAUGGCUACAGCUGUAGUGCUAUAAUAUUCUACUUAUCAGAUGUCAACCAGCACACAAAGACUGAUGGCAUCUUAUACUGCAGCAUGGUGUAAUCUAAAAAAUGGAAUUAAGUUGUAUGUAGUCUAUGCCAGGUUAAUUUGGCAUUUAAUAAUUUAAGCAGAGCAAUUCAUAACCAGCAAAGGACUAACCUGCGAGGAGGAGGAGUGAAGGCUAACGCUCCUAACAUAUUUAACGUAUGCCACACUUGGCAAAGCAAUAUGACUUUGCUCUCCAGCAGGUUCUGUGAUUUCAUGAGCCAUAAAGCUUAAAGUGUUUUUAUUGUCUAUUAGCUGGGACCCAACUUUUUUGUUUGAACUAAUUCAAAAUUUGCUGCAUCAGAGCAGCCUGAGUCAUGACUAUUCAAAUCGUCUACUUGCUAAGCAGAUGACAUACCGCAUGUAAAGCAUGAGGUGGCAUAGCUCGUCUUUGAACUGAUAAUGAAUUGACUCGCUGAAGAGAAUAAAUGCAGAUUUGCUGUUUCUUGUGCAGCUACGAUAAAUCCUGACCAUAACUUGUGUAACCCUCACAUGAAACACUGCUCACUGCUCUAUAUUGUCCAUGAGGAACUUCUCUUUCAGUUGUUAACAUCAUAGGACUGACUCCAUCAUUUAUAUGAUCAAGGUUGUGAUAACCUGGAAAGCAAAGAAAGUGCUUUGGACACCAGUCUGUAUUCUAACACAAGAGUAUAUGAAAUGUGAAUCUUGUGGGCAUGGGAACCAACAGUGAUAUUUUCAGUCAGUGAAGGAAAAUCAAAAUCUAAUAAGAACAGUUUGUCUCUAAUUUGUCUUUAUAUUUCCCCGAAUCAUAACGACACUAAGAUAAAGCUUUGUGUAGGAUGUGUGCAACAUCCUAAUUAUUUAAUGACCCCAUGUCUACAGAAUUGAAAUAGAUAAUUCACGUUUUGCGAUGUCUGACUUUGCCCCCCUAUUCUCUGUAUCUAAACUCAAAUAAAUACCAUGUUGCCGAAACCUGUAACCUUGUGACUCUGAACUGGUGCGUAUAUGUGUCUUUGUAUUAAUGCAUGAAUGUUAGAAUUUCCAAUUUCCAAGUUAAAUCACCCUGCGUUUGUCACCCAUAAAUAAAAGCACACAUUGAUUAGAGCCAACAUAAAAUACAAGGUCUCUGCUUACAGUCUGCUCUGUCUAUGACAGCUUCUCCACUAAUGUCCAACGGGUGAAUGGAAAAUGCAUCACAAUGUACAUACAUUCUCUUGUUACUUCAGGAGCUGUAAAGUCAAUUUUAUAUCUUUUAACACUGAGUGCGUGUGCUGAAGUGUUUUGUUGGCGUUCAAGGUGCUUCACAAUGGUGCUCGGUUGAGUUUUGACCUUUAAACGAGAGAGGGGAAAAAAACAUAGUAUUUUCCUCAGAAUCUCAGUGUAUAUUGUAUGCAUGCUUGUUUGUUUGUAUCCACUGGAAUAUUAAAGUGCGAGUGCAAAAUGCUAUAAUGAAUUCAGUGUUUUUUAGGCUGCAGAGGGCAUAGUGUUCUCUCUCCACUUUGAAAGUUGAAAUGUGCAACAUCUAAUGGAUGGGGAGCAGGGAUGGUAACACAGGGCAUGAGAAGGAGGGGUGCAUGUAGGAAUGCAUCUUUUGGAGAAGUGUAUCUGACUGAGCUUUUUGGAAAUAUAGCUUCUAUGUUUCUGUUGCAAAGAGCUUCAGUUCAAUAAGUAAAGUCAGAUCUAUUUCUAUUCCAAUAGUGUCUGAAUAAAGUAACUGUAGCUGUCGCAGCUGUUUCAUCGAAAGAUGUUUCCCAAACUAUAUUUUGUCCUUCUCUGAAUUUCUUUAUAACCUACCAAAAACAAGAAAGAUUAAAGCAGAGUUUGUGUUCUUGAAUCCUGAACGUUUUUUUGGUUGAUGUUACAAAAAAACAAACCUGCACUGCUACCUCGCUUUCCCUCCAGUUUAUGUGCCUCCAUUUGUUAUCAGCUUCAAUGUCUUUUUCUUUUCAUCUGUUUCUUCUUGAUCUUCUCCUGUACCCUCUCUGCUGGGUCUCCAUGUCCAGGUAGUCAUGCUGCUGACAUUUGUGUCCGAGCAGGGCCCGGUGACAUGGCCUUUACCACCCCUCGCUGGGUGCCCCCCCUUCGCCGUCCCCAACCCCUACCACCGUUUUUAACCCUACCAAGUCCUCUUCAUCAGUGCGCGCUCAACAUGUGUCUAUUUGUGUGUGUAUUAGUGUGGUUUGAGACCACCCUUUGUGUACAGUGUGUGUGUGUUUAAGCCAUGUCAAGAACAGCCACGUUUGUGCUUGCCUGUAGCCUGUGAGCGCAGUAGGGGACAUGGUAUGGAGCAAACCUCUUUCUCUGCUGGAUGCAGGGUGAGCAAAUACAGUUACAGAGGGCUGGAAGGAAUUGGGGGGCACAUGUGAAAGUGGAAAUCACAAUUUUCUUAAAUAAAUCAGAACAGAAAUAAAUCUCUGAAGUGAUUGAGAUUAUUUGGAAUUUUUUGACUCGGUCUGUCUGUGCUGCGAAUUUUUGGAAAGGCUAUUAUGUGCGCAGACAAAAGUGCAAGCCUCAUUGUUCUUCUCCUCAAAACACACACGCACAAACGUACAGACGUGCUCACCGUCCCUGCAGCCAUGGGAAUGGAGAAUGCUGAGGUUCAAGGUCAUUUCAAGUAUUCGGCAGCCUGGGGCUCUCCAUUGUCAGUGCACUGCAUCUUUUUUUUUUUUUUUUGCUCACACAUGCACUCAGAUUGCACACACAAACACAUUGUUGGUAGCCAUAGAUUCUCCGCACAGCAUCUCACUAACACAUCCUAGACAGGUAAGUGUUUGUCAGGUGAGAACAUGACACUCUGAGGGUUAGGGUUGAAUCACAUACACAUAGAGGUGAAGGUGUGAAUCGUCUAUGGAGACACAAUUAUCUGUUUUUGUUUCUGUAGCGUGGAUUGUCCAGAAACAGAAGAAUAGAAGGUAUAACUGGUGGAGAAAUCACUGUUUUCUGCAGUUGUUUUGUUUUUACUUCACACUACACAGUCUGCAGAUGGUUCAUAUUUGUCAAAUUUCUGGUUAACAGCUGUUUGGCACGGACUGAUUUCUUAUAUCUGUGUCUAUUCAGAAAGGUGCGAGAAAUAGAGAACUCUUUUUUUUUCCUUUUUUUUUCAGACAAAGCUAAGAUGAGGGGGAGAGAGAGCAGUGGUGGGUGUGAUUAGCUCCUUUGUUGGAGGUCUGUUGAGCUUCAUUGGCUGCAGAGAAUAGCUUCCUAAUGAACCCAGCCAAGCUUGGACCAAACUUUGUGCUGAAGACAAACUAAGUUAUGGUGGUCCGGCAGAGCGCUGAGGGCGAGCCCACUGAUAUACAACGCCUGGACAUAUGGUCCCCCCCAUCAGGGCCUCUCCCAGCCACUUUCUCAUGUCCUGGCUUCUGUGUCUGUGUGUGUGAGUGUGCGCUUUUGUCUGUAUGUGUCCGAGUCACACACACAGGAGGAAUAUUUAUAGUACGAUUAUUUUCUUUUUCUUUUUGCUUGAUUGGGAUAUGGAAACAGGGAAGUGGGAAAGAAAUUCGAGGAGAAAGAAGGAUGGGGAGUCAUGAGGGGGAGAGAGAAAGAGAAGCUGGUUGAUGCUUACUGAAAGCGACAGAGGAGAGAGGGCUGCAGGCUUUGUCUUUCCAGCUGACCCCAAUACAGAAUCCUUUCUGACACGUCCUACAAGACAUAGAGUAACUGAGUAAAUCAGGCCAACCUGGCUGUAACUGAGGCAAUAUGGAGGUAACUGGAAAACACAAGGACAAGACUAGUAACACUUUUAAUCUCAUGUUAAUACGGGUAUAGGAUGUGCAGGUGAGCUUUUAGGGCUACUUGUUUCGGUCAGGGUUGGAGCGUGGGGACAGUUGGCUUCCGUGUCCCACCAGCAAGCCUCUUGGUAACUGAGCCGGCGAGGGGGAGAAUGGGCCCACUACAGGGCCACACAGCGGGCUCAAACAACACUUAUUCUACUGGCCAAACUGUCAGCCAGAACAACUUCAUUGUGCCCAAAAUUGGAGUUGAAAGCAAGGCAGAGACUUGGAAAGAGGAGGAGGGGGGGCAGUGGGAAGGUAGGGAGAAAGAAGGAGGAUGCAAAGAGAGAAAGAGAGAGAGUGUGUGAGAGAGAGGGGUCUGUGGGAAAGCAGGACUGGAAAAGGGGGAGUCCCAGAGAAAGUGCAGUCCAGGGGAUGAAUAGGGUCAGACAGUGCGAGUUCAUUUCGGUGAGGAGAAUUCCCAUAGAUACUGAACGAGGGGCAGACUGCCAGGAGCAAGGCAGUGGCUUGAAUAAAAUGUAUUAAAAUGCAUUCUGGGAAGAGGGAGUAAACCUUUAGCAUGGUAUUGUUUGUCUCCACAUUUCUUCACAGUAUUUAAAUAUUUUUAAAGCAAAACAUCUUACGAGAAUUUAACUCUUUUGUACAGUCCCUCCCCAGUAUGUUGCUACUAAAUCACAUAAUUGGAAAUAUCCUAUACCUCUAUAAUUAGACAAAAAGUGCCACACACAGGCUACACCCACAGGCAAAAGAUACUUCCUUGCAGGAUUCCCCUGCCUUAGACCCACGAGGGAUCCCAGCCCCGGGCUUUGAACUGUGAUUUGUGUAUAGUACAACAGAAAGCCCCCUUUAGACUGACACUAAACCAGUUUAAAUCAGUCCAACACUGAUUUACGUCACCAUUCUCCUCUUUGUCUCCCUCUCUUCUCCUGCUGGCUAUUUCAAAUUCAUCCUCCUGCCCUCAGUAACUACUGCAAAAGGGUGAAGAAGUUUACUUAGUCACACUGAGUUUACGAAGACGAGGAAAGUCUGCGAUUCUCUGUGUGUGUGGGCGAAGGUGUGUGUGUGUUCGCUCUCGCGUGUCAGCGCGGUUUGCUCGCGUAUGUGAGUGUGUGUGCGUGCGCAAAAUUCAGAAAUGUACACACACCCCCUGUUUGAUCCAGAGCUAGCCCCGCAGCUCCCAGAGACUCAACAAAAGGCCUUCUCUAUCCAUUGUAUGAGCUGUGUGUUUCCCAGGAGAGCUUGGGCUCAGCGAGAGAAGGGCCCCAGAUUGCUUUCUCCUGACAUGGAUGUUUAUUCGCUCUAUGGUCCAGCAGAACACCCUCAAAAAGGACUGGCCUUAGCAUUUUGACGCGUAUGACACAUGGUUUCAGAAAAGAGACGAGGGGCUGGAGGGUGUGAGGAAGAAAAAGACAGACUGAGUGUCUUGACAGAUGAGCAGACAUGCAAGACAGACAGAUAGAUAGAGAAAAGAGCCUGUCUGAAGGUGCACUCAUAUGAAAAAGAAUAUUCAUGCUGUUCCCCACCAUUUUAUUUGCCUCUUGUCUUUACACUAGUCAGCUUUCUUGUCAACCUUGUUCAUGAAUGUAGAUCCACGCAGUGGGUGGGGAGAGAUUUCCCCCCCUGAUCUUGACAAGCUCUCCCAUCCCUGACUGCAUACUAAUUUUGCUAGAACUACUGAACCAAUGCAAAACAAAUACAAAUUGCCCAGGCUGCUUUUCAAUGCUUGAAAAACAGGAGGUUAGCAGAUAGUAGCUGUCUAUUCUGGGUCUGCGAUUAAUCAGAUUGUCUGCUGUGGACAGAGAAGCUUAAAAGGGUUGGCCGUUGUUGCCGGCUAUCGGACAUCUUCAGGGAUCCUACAGUAUGUCUGAGUUUAAAAUCCUGAGCCGAUGAAGAGAGCGUGAAAAAGUGACCAGUCCAUCAAAAGUUCAUCAAGUGCUCAGUGCCAAAAGUCAGACAAAACAAGUAUCCACAUCCCCACUGACCGCUGAUACUCCUUAAUUUACUGUAUCCAGUUCAAGCAGUAUCCAUGCCAAGAGGGAAGUCCUGUAACAGUCCUGACAAGCUCCCAAAAAUAAACUAUUUCCAGUAAACUCAAUGUGUGGAAUAAAAAUAUUUCUGCAACUUAUUUCCAAGUAAACUGAACGGAAAUUUAGAUUCAGAAAAAUCAAUUAAUCCAAGGGAAUAUAACAGCCCGUCAAAACUUUUGCAACUUUCUUCAAUAACAAAAUUGACAGCUAUUUAAGAGAAAUGGUUUUAUGCUUUUUUUGCAAAUACAUACUGAGUUUAAAUUGGGACGCUGAAACUGAACGUGUGCAAGGUUUCAAGUUGUGAAAGACUACAGGCUGCUCUGCACAGGUUGUUCAAAAAGUCACAUGAGAAUUGGGCGAGAGCAACACGUGAUUUACUCACUUGUGACAUCAUCAGCUGGGGAACCUCCUCAUGAGGGCGUACCAAUUGUAACAUUUACUAAACAGUCGAAUGCUGCGUUCGAGUUACUUGGAAGUCAGAAGUCACACCCGAGUUCCCAGCGUUUCAGUUACCAAGUCGGAAACAAGAUGGCUACAUCUUUGAAAGUUAUUUUAGCUAUGGCCUUGUCCGAAUAUAAGGCAAGCGCUAAAAUAACUUUUGCAGGUGUAGCCAUGUUAGUUCAGGCCUCUGAUUUUGCUUUUCUCCAACAUUGUAACUGAAACGCUAGGAAUUAGGGUGUGACGUCAUUUUCAGCUCCGACAUCUGACUUCUGAGGUAACUCGAACGCAAGUACAGAUCCGCACUAUAUGGUCAUAUUUCAUGUUUGGUCAUCAAAUCUUAUUGAGAAAUACAACUUUGAUGCAUGGCAACAGUGGAGAAGGAUCCUGGAAUGCAGAGUUCCAGAGUUCUGAUGUGGUUUUAGAGACUCAAGCCUGGGACUGGUUGGAACUUUUUUGAGCUGUAAAUGACGUAAAACUGCCAGGAAGCUAUCAAGACGAUAUAAAGCCUAAAAAAGAAGCACAGCGCCCCCUCUCUAGCUGCUGCUGUAACAUAUGAUACUUAGUGAUUUGUGGUCUAUGUGUUAUGAACAAUGAAUAUGACAAAUUCUCUCACAAACAUGACAGCAAAUGACUACAUAGAAGUCAACACACGCAUUUAAAAUACUAAAAUAUACGUUGACAAUCAGCGCAGGCACAGAUGUUGUAGGCACACAGAUAGCAAUGUGCGUCAGUUUAAGAAUUUACUCUGUUAACUAGUAACUUUAAAGCAGUGUAUCUGUGGUUAUUAUUAUUACUACAACCGACAAAGUCCUGGCUUAUUAUAGACAAACUGUAUCUGAUGAGUAUGUCAGAGAGUGUAAUCUGAGUAAAAGGUAGUAGAAGUCACCGAUACAGUUUUCCCACCAAUACUGUUUUAUUUGUUUACUACAGCAGUAUCAAAAUCAAGGAGUACAUAAGUCUAAGUAUGAAUAUUGGUGUUACCGGAGGAAAAAAUGGAAGUGUAAUAUCUCAAUUGAACAAUCACUGAUCCUGACAGCAGCAAGUUUUCUGUCGGAUUCUGCAUUUCACUUAAUAGACAAUGACUUGUCCUAGUCUCUCUCUCCCUGCUGUCCUUAUCAAGGGUGUUUGACUGCUAUCCAUCAAAGUGCUCCGCUUUCUGCGGCCAUAUCUUAAAGUUUCCUUUAGAUUGAGAGUGCCAGCGGCGUUGGCCAUGGAUCUCAGUAGAGCUCCAGAAGCUGACAGCUGAAAACAAACAUGGUACGGUGAUACUAUCUAAUCUGUUCAACACCAUUAUCGUCUAAGAUAUCGCUACACUCCCCUCCACAUCCGUACGCAUCCACCCUCCAAAACCAGACUUACUCCUCUCUCCCUCUCCACCCUUUGAGGGAGAAGCUUGUGUGCUGAGGCUGAGAGUGAAUGUAAGCCAUUGUUAUGGUGUAACCAGACUCCACAGCAGGUUGUUUGAUCCUGUUUUGGGCCUGAAAAGGCUUUUUUUUUUUUUACUUGAACAACCACAUCAGCUGAGAGGGUCAGACAACAGACUCUAUAUGUAGAGUCCUCUGUCUGUCUGUCUGUAUGUCUGACUGCUUCUUUUUUCCCUUUCCCUCUUUUUCACCGGCACUUUGUCUCUCUUUUGUCGGGCUUAAUCUCUCAUCCAGAUUCAGGUUUGAGUCUGGAGCUUUAAUUACCAUAAAGAGGAGCGUGCACUCAUUCACACUGUACUUAGACAUGAACAUAUGCUUUUAGGCACACUCUGUCGCUCUAAAUUUCUCCCCGAUUCUCACUCCUUUUUUCUUUAAACAGGAUCUCCUUGUACCCCUGUCUCUGGGAUUAUAUUUCUUGCUUGCACCUCUGCCUUGGCAGUAGCUAUAUAAAAAAAAAGGAUCCUGCUGGAAAGCGUUUCACUGACAAAAGCUUUAGCAAAUUGUUUUGUUUGCUCACAAUACUUUCCCGUGAUACAUCCAAGCUCUUGUUGUGUGCCUGUUUACCCAACAUCAUUUCAUUAUUUACAUUACAACAUGGAACCAUGCUGCUGUAUUGUCAACUAUUUUGGGCGCUGACUUGCACUUCUACGCCUUUGUAACUAUUUUGGCAUUGUGUUCUCAAUUUAUGAUCUGUUUGCCGUUCGGCAUGGACAAUGUGCAUGCAAAUAUACUCGUCCCAUUAUGCCGGCUGUCUUUGUAUGUCAGCUUUCUUCCCUAAGAGGUAUAGGGCUGGGGUGGGAGGUGGGGGGGUUGCUGUAUGUUUUGGAUUUGUACAGGCACACGCGCGCAAAGGCACACCCAUCUGUGCCCCCCAAAAACCCAUUUCAGAUGUGAGAAACUGUACCCUCAUUUGCAUAAGAAUAAUUGACACUUCAAAUUAGCCUUCCAAUCAAAGAGGAUUCCUUUUUUCAGCAUAUGUGCAGCCACUGAGCACUGCCAUGCUGGAGGAUAUGAAAGGAAGGGCAUAAGAGAGCAUGGAUGGGGAGGGGAUGCGUCAUAAAAGAUUAACCCCUUCAUUUCCUCCCUUCAUAGCGGAGGAUUUGAUGUGCCCUUUUAUUGGAAAUAUAACUUGAAGUACAGUAAAAACAGACUUUUGUGGGAGAAUAGUAAAUGAUUUCUACUCUAAAUCAAGGGAUCCUAUGACUGCCUGCUGGUGCAAAAUGGUUUUCCACACUGACAGGGAUUCAGCUCUGAAAGCUUUAGGUGCUCUGGCUGGGUUAUGUGCACGUUUACACAUCUAUAUUCACCUCAGUGGCACUGGGCGCAGGCCAAGAGAGUGAGUGCUAUUAAGUUGAGUGUGUGUGUCAGUGCGGAUGUGUGUGGAUUGACGCUAUGCUCGCAUUAAACCAUUACAGCAAGUGCGAUGGUGAAUUAUUGAUAAUGGCUAAUGAAAAGGAUCAGUCCAGGAUAAACUACAGGCUUAACCAGAGCCCUGUGGACUUAAAUAUACACACACUCCCAAAACAUGCACAGACAGACAAAAUGUCAGUUCUUAGUUUUUUUGUUUUUUUGAUUUAAGCAUCUUUGACUGAUUCUUCAUUGUGCCAUCAUCAUUUUCAAACUACAUUACAACACAUUCACGUUAAGAGCAAAAAUGACCCUACAUUGGGAUGGGAUAGAUGCUACAUGCUAGCAGGUCUGCCCCAAUGACAACUAGAGAUCCCUUUUGAAGCUGAGCCAGUGUGUCGAGGAGAAUAAGGGACGGGGAUUCAGUUUUUUUUGGGGGGGAGGGGGCGAGAGAAAAGAGGGUUGAGGGUUGAGGGUUGAGGGUUUGGGGGAGGAGGGAGAGAGUUUGGCGCCGGCCCCUCUAAGGCGCUCAGCAUCCCCCCGCUUACGGGAUGGCGGAUGUGUCUGGGGGUAUCCAUGACAACACUGCUGCAUGCCAGGGACAUACCACAGCAACAUGGUCAAGUCGACUUGGUGUGAGUGUGUGUUUAUGUAGAUCUAUUAAGGCCCACGUAUCCUGGUGGCAUUAAUAUUUACACAACCAGACACGAACCGCAGCCGCUAUUGGCAUAGACUGCGGACCCCUUAAUUCACCCAAAAGAUCAACAUUAAUAUACCCCUGUACACACACACCAUUUUAAGUGAAUGUACAUCAGUUUUUUUGCAGUUUGAUGGAGUCAUAGUGAAACUUAAUAUAAAAAAACAAGCUUUACUGGGAUUGGACAGAGCUAACGGUUCUGCGCACUAACUUUUACACCAGUUUUAUAUGUUUUGUACUUAAACAAAAACAGCAGUGCCAAAACAUUUGCUCAGGUCGUGACACAGAGGUCAAGAGUCAUCCUCACACACAGCCUCACACAGUCUCACUCCUAUAUCUCUUGCACAGAUCAAGCUGUUAUAAUAAUCCCAUCUGGGACGGUCUCUAUUCACACACACACACAGAGUGUCCACAUAACGAUACACUGAUGAUUUCCUGUACGAGUGUGUGUCUGUGAAAGAGAGAGAAUAGAAGGGGCUUUAUGUGUCACAGGUUACAUACAAUUUUUUUAUUUCUUUAUUUCUUACCUUUAUCCCUGCCCACACAAACACACACAUGCACACAGUCAACUCAAGAUCCAGGGGGAGUGUAUUUUUAACCCUGGCUGCCUGUGCAUUUGCUCAGAGGUUAAAGGACCGAAUGGUGAAUCAAGUAAAUAAUUCACAAUCGCUGAAACUCUUUCGGUGUAACCCUCGGAAUGAAUGGGGGGAGGGAGACCAAAGAGACUUUGUUACAUCUUGGCACACAAUAGUCCUGUCCAAUCCCACUUAACUGUACAAAGUACAGAGAAACAAGUGGGUCAAAAAGCAAUAUCCAAUAAGGCACAGAGGGCUGAUGAGAUGGAGGUCCUGUAAAAUGUGAACAGCUACGACUACUCUUUGCAUGUGUAAUUAAAUACAGCAUAAGAUACAAAGAACUUUAUUAAUAUGAUUGACAGAGAGUGUAUGUCUUUGUUUUUAGGUAUGAUGAGGACCUCAUGGAUGGUGACCCAGAAACAAACAGCAUCGUGACUGAACCUCCCUGGCUCAAGAUGUGA